CACAUCAGGCUGUAAUAAAUUAUUAUCAAUCCACGCCGUUAUCUCAAUUACUCUCGCUUUCUUUUAUUUCUCAGAAUUUUUUCACUCUCAUAGACUCAACUAUAUUAAGUUCCUAGCCGCAUAUAACUCUCUUAUAUUUUUCUAGUUCGUUUUAUUAAUUUGCUAUUCUGGUCGGCCACCCAAGAAGAGUUUCACGUGCUUCCUUCUCUUAUCUUCUCUUCUAAACAAGAUGGUUCGUACGAGAGAAACUGCCACAAUCAGAGUGGUUGGAGCCAAAGCACCAAGGAAAGCAGCUGCUUUUCCUUCUACUUCACAAUCCUCCGAUGAAUCUUCAGGAAAAAAAUACAGUGGUGGGAACUCGUACUGCCCUCGAGAAACUCCUGCCUGGCAGAAGAACAUAACUUGUUUCUUUGGUUCAUCUUCUAGUAAUAAAGACAAAGAUGAGGAGAGUCUCAACAAAUCUUCAAGUGAUGAUUCAUCAGUCAAAAUUGUCAGUGAAACAUCUACAUCCGGCAAAUCAGCAGCUGCCUCUAGUAGCAUUGAUGAUGUAAAUGAUAAAGAAAACGUUGCUGAAUCCUCAUCCUCCUAAGAAUUAAGAUACACCUCUGACAUCGUUCACCAGCUUAUUGCCAUCUGAUCUCAGAACAAGUAACAACAUCAGGUGCUUCCAUUCUUGCUUUUCAGAGGUUUUAAUUUUUUAGAAGCUUCUCUAUGACGAUUGAUUUUUGAGUAUGUUGACUCUAUUUUUUUUCUGGAAAUUAUUUUCAGGGAAAAAAAUUUAAGUGCAUGUAAGCAGACAAACUCUCAGCUUUGUAAUGCGCAUUGAGCAGGUUGCUUUUAAAUUUGGUUUUAUCUCAGGAGAUCUCUUUUUGAUGUUGUCAUCUUUUGCACGCAACAGAUCCAUCUAAGUAACAAAACUUGGCGAAAAGCUGAAAUUGUGCUUAACUCUAUAGAAUUGAUAGUUUCAGAGAAAAAUAGGUUAACAAACUCAAAAAUCAACUCUCUUAAGCUAGUUUUUAUAAUUUGAAGUUUGUUUUAAAUUCCUAAUUUUUUUAUUGUAUGUAUUUAACCCUUUGUAAUGUUAUGUAGGUUAGCCUCGGGUAAUGCUUGUGGAAUUCAACUAUCGUUCUACUGAGCCCUGGAAGGAAAUUAAUACUUUCUCAAUUUCAUUUGAAAAAAAAAAAAACUGUGAAGAAUAGAUAGCUCAUUGAGUCUUUCAAUUUAGGUGUUGAACUGAAGAAGAACCAAUGCAUUAUUGUUUAGUAUGCCAUUUUCUCCACUGAAAUUUCUCAGUUCAAACUUCCCAGUACCCUUUAGCUUUUUUAACGAUAUAGACAGCUCAUAAAUAGACGAGCUUUGGUAAUGAACUCCAUACGUACUUCUUCUCUCAUUAUAAUUAAUUAUUUUACUAUGACUAUUUUCUCUUUAUCAUGUGCAUUCUCGGUUUUACAAACCAUCCAUUAGAGAACAUACAGAAGUAUUAUUGUAUUAACACAACUAAACUUGAAUUUUUAUGAUUGUUCAUCAUCCAUCAUUUUGUGAAAAUGGUAUUCAUAUUUUUUAAAUACACUAAUAAAUUUUGAAGAUCUACC
Bemisia tabaci is the source of this 1592-nucleotide messenger RNA. RefSeq lists its product as uncharacterized. Gene Ontology annotation, biological process: regulation of cell cycle; translesion synthesis. Gene Ontology annotation, cellular component: nucleus. NCBI's taxonomy places the organism in Eukaryota, Metazoa, Arthropoda, Insecta, Hemiptera, Aleyrodidae. Gene Ontology annotation, molecular function: chromatin binding. The record is from RefSeq and is a predicted model, not a curated record.